AUGAUAAUUCUUAAUAUAAUCAAUAAAAUCAUAUUUUACUCUUAUUGUUCUUGUCGGCGUGGUUAAACGGGUAAAGAAAUGAUCUAUACAGGCUCUAAAUGAUUAGGAGAUAGAAGAAAUAUUGUGGUUUUUCCUAGAUUUCUCGUUGAUUAUUAUUUUUUCCUCGCUGGUAAGAAGUGAAAACAACCACGGAAACAAAUAUUUACACACAGAUGUAGCAGCGUAGUUAUUCGCGUGCCAUAAAAGUGAUGGUGUUAAUUUGAUUUGAGCCGAACAAAAGGUUAAAAGAAACGAAAAUAUUACAAAACACGAAAGAAGUUUUGUCAAUUUUAUGUCCAUAAAACAUUUUGUUAUAACUGUUUGUAGGUUAUUAAUAAAUAAAUGAAAACAUCAAACAAUAGUUUUUAAUACACUUAUAUAUAUACAGUCGACUCUCGGUAACUCGAACCUCGAUAACUCGAAAUUCUUGAUAUCUCGAAAAAAUAAAAUUCCCCUUCAAAUAACAAUAACAUUUAAUGUUUAAAUAAUCUUGUUAACUCGAAAAUUAAUUUGACAAGUUUUUGAUAUCUCGAAUUUUCUUAUCCAAAUUUAGUACUAAAAAUAGUUUAUUAAGGCGAUUAUUUUUCGUAAAACCCGACCGUAAUUUAACUCUUGAUAACUUUGAUACAAUCAGUUUUAGUUCUGCCGUCUGUUCGUUCGUUUAAUCGUUUAUCGUGUGAGUGUGACAGUGUUAAUCAGUGGUUAUUAUGGCUCAAAAAAGAAAAUUAACAACAUUAUCACUGGCAGAAAAAGUGAACUUGCUUAAAAUUAUUGAAAAAGGCGAAAAAAAAAAACAAGACAUAGCCAAAGAUUUUGGAAUUCCGGCGAGUACGUUAUCUACAAUAAUAAAAAAUAAAGAUGUAAUUUUAAAAAACUUUAACAAAAACUCGGCAACUAGAAAAAAAAUGAAACUAGGAGAAUACUCUGACAUAGAAUCAUGUUUAUUAAAAUGGUUUCAACAAUGUCUUGACAAAAAAAUUCCAAUUAAUGGACCUAUUCUACGAGAAAAAGCUGAAGAGUUUGGACAUAAGUUAGGGCAUGAACAUUUUAAAGCUAGCAGUGGAUGGUUAACAAAUUGGAAAAUCAGAAAUAGCGUUGUAUUUAAACAAGUUUGUGGUGAAAGUGGCGCUGUAGAUGUACAAAAAUGUUCCGUAUGGAUAAAUAAUUUACCGAAACUCAUCGAAAAUUAUUCACCAGACGAUAUUUUUAAUGUAGAUGAAACAGGAUUAUUUUUCAAAUGUUUACCUGACAAAACAUUCAUAUUUAAAGGCCAAUCUUGUUCAGGUGGAAAACAUAGUAAAGAAAGAGUAACACUUCUGUUAGGGGCAAAUAUGUCGGGCACAGAAAAAUUAAGACCACUUCUGAUUGGUAAGUCGAAAAAACCACGAUGUUUUAAACAAAUAAAAUCAUUACCAUUAGAUUAUUAUGCGAACAAAAAAUCCUGGAUGACGUCUGAAAUUUUUAAUUUGUGGUUAAUUAAAUUAGAUAAAAAAAUGGUCUCCGAAAAAAGAAAAAUCUUACUUUUUAUUGAUAAUUGUACUGCACACAAUUUAACCUCGACUUUUAAUGCUAUUAAAGUGCAGUUUUUACCUCCUAAUACUACGUCUGUAUUACAACCAUUAGACCAAGGCAUAAUAUAUAAUUUUAAAAUAUUUUACAGAAAAGAAAUGGUAAAAAAAAUUGUAUCGGCUAUAAAUGAUACCAAUCAAAUUGUAAUAAACAUAUUGGAUGCUAUACGGCUAUGCGAUAAAGCAUGGCGACACGUAAAAAAAGAAACGAUCGUAAACUGUUUUACAAAAUCAGGUUUUAGAACUUCGACUGAAAAUAUUCCAGAUGAACCUUCUGAUGAUAAUAACGAUGAAUGGGAUCAAUUAAAUAUUAAUGAAACUUUUACGUCAUACGUCAAUGUCGAUGAAAAUUUGGAGAUUUGUGGAGAAUGGACUGAGAACGAUAUUAUCUCCGAUAUAUUGGACGAAGAUAACGAAGAAGAAAUUGAAGACCAACAAAUACAAUCCACCAUUACAAAUAAAGACGCGAAACUUGCAUUAGAAACAUUACGUAAAUAUAUUGAAGGCAAUGAAGGUAUGGAAGAUUUAUUUAAACCACUAGGUACUUUAGAAAAUAAAAUUGAGAACAAUGUUUUAAAUAAACAAAAACAAUUAACAUUACACCAAUUUUUUAAAAAUGAUAAUAUGUAAGCAGGAAUGUAAGAAAACAUUUUUUUUAUUUCUUUAAUGUAUAAUACUUAAUUUAAAAAUAAACAUAUUUUUUAAAAGUUUUUGAUAACUCGAAAUUUUUAGUAAGUCGAAUUUUUUUUUUUCCCCUUGAACUUCGAGUUACCGAGAGUCGACUGUAUAUAUAUAUACACCACUAACUAAGCGAUUAGUUAGGGCGGCAGUCCCCACAUAAAUCGGGAUCGUCAUUACGGUCCCAAUACUGCGGUUAUACAAGUGUUAUUAGGUUUAACCCAAUCAUAUUAUAUAAAAUUUAGCACGGUUACAAUAAAAUAUUAAAAUCAUAAUUGUAUAAUGAAGAUUUCGUUUAAAGGGUAUCACAAUUACAUAAUUGCCUUUCGUCGUUAUUAAUUCGAAUACACAGAAGCACAGAUUAACUUCAUUCUGGACUGUCAGUAAGUAAACUUUCUAAGAGGAGUGAGGACCCAUAUAGGCAACAAGUAACCGCGAUAUUAGGACUCUCCCCCUAAACAAAAUCCCCCUAAAUUGUUACAUUUUGGGUUUCUAUUAUAGAAGAGGUUAGCGCCCCCCCUCCCAAUAUUAUCAUGAGCUGACUUGACUUGUGCUUUUUUUCAUUAAAAUUUCUGAAAAAUCUCAC
Rhopalosiphum padi (bird cherry-oat aphid) is the source of this 2871-nucleotide messenger RNA. RefSeq names its product tigger transposable element-derived protein 4-like. The transcript has a single exon. Gene Ontology annotation, molecular function: DNA binding. Gene Ontology annotation, cellular component: nucleus. The record is from RefSeq and is a predicted model, not a curated record. The coding region runs from base 747 to 2237 and encodes 496 amino acids. NCBI's taxonomy places the organism in Eukaryota, Metazoa, Arthropoda, Insecta, Hemiptera, Aphididae.